Molecule: messenger RNA, 1992 nt
Organism: Sclerotinia sclerotiorum 1980 UF-70
Lineage: Eukaryota; Fungi; Ascomycota; Leotiomycetes; Helotiales; Sclerotiniaceae
Exons: 3
Coding region: 1-1992 (663 amino acids)
Source: RefSeq, a predicted model, not a curated record
AUGGUAGGUGUGAGGACAUGGACCGACGAUGAAACGUGGUUUGUUCUAAAGGCAUCGGAAAUCACAAAACCAAACACUUCGUCUACACACUUGAACCCCAGACCAAUUAGGUACUUCACGGACGAGGAAAUUGCAACCCUUUGCAAGAAGAAUGCCCCGAACCGGCGCCAUAUUCCAGAUGCAAGUGGUGUCAGAUACAUCCGUAGUCACAAGAAAGCGCAUGCACCAAGACCUUCUCAGGCAGUUCUAGCAGCUAUUGCACGACUACGCCACGAAUGCAAUACCUCCGCUCAACACCAGGACGGCAUGAGCGAAAACAUGUUCAGUACUCCGCAAAACAUAAGCCGCGGGAAGCUUACACAGGUACAAGGCUUUGGGGGCUUUGCCAAUACAGCUCCAGCUCUGGGACAUUCCAGGUUGGAGGAUCUUGACUCAUUGGCAUUAGGAUAUAUGAAUAAUCGGAACGGAAACAGAGCUGGACAAAUCGUUCCCGAGCAAUUCCAGACUAUGAAUGCUAUGAACCCGCCAAGCCUAGCAGGUUCGCACCAAAUGAUGGCAAUAAGAUUUCCUUCAAAUACGUUUGGAAAUGAGCAAAUAAACCACGACCUAUUUGAUGCCUCAUGCAAUAUGGGGCCGCAGGGCUUCAACAGGCCCUAUCAACAAUAUGGAAUAAAUGGAGAUAUUGCUUUUCCGGAUUCUAGUAGCCAACAACAAUAUGGACAAGCACGCCACGAGACAACUCUACCAACAAACUUUCCUAUCAGCUCUUGUGCCAGAGCGCACGGUCAAUUGGAUCAAACAAUGAAUUACGUGCAGCAAAUGGGUGCUCUAAUGCAGAAUGGCAAUGGAAUUCCUCGAAUUCCACAACAAAUGUAUCCGAGUGGCAUGGCCCAGCUCCAAGGCAAUCAGAUGGGCUCCGGCAUUUCAACAUUUGAGCCACAAAUGCAAGCUUACAACUAUGGAAACCCUACGCAGUCGCCAUAUCCACCGAACUACAGAGGGUAUACAUCAGGCCCUCGUGACCUACAAAAUCUGGGCAGAAACGAAAUGAUGAUACCACCAGGUCCGGCUGACGUUGGAAGAUUCACUAAUCCCCAUGGUAUACCAUCAGAUGGUCAAAUUAACGGAGGUAUAAUGUCACAUGGUGGACAGUACAAUGGAAAAGACCAGCAUCUGGCACAACAACAGGCCGGUGUGCAAUUUUACAGUCUAUCAUCAGGCGUAGAUUUGGAUGCUCUGCCGGAUCCUCAACUCAAGCCUCCGAAAUCUCAUGGACUCCCAAAAACCACAGUUACCAGUCCUGAUGUCACCACUUCUCACGGACUUCAGCAAGCCACAAUGAACACUCCUGGUUCUACUAAUUAUCCCGCUAAGCACUUGAGCAAUCCAGAAAUGUCAAAUAACUUUGGAAACCAAGACGAUGCUGCUGCCGAAGCCAUACGUCCGCAAUCACAGCCCUCUGCUGGAAACGAAAAAGGACAUAAAAGGAAGGUUGAUAAGGCCGGCUUUUAUGAUUUGAAUUUGUAUAAGGAUAGUGGGAGGAAAAACAAAAGAAAUAAUGGCGAGGGUAGUAGUGGAUCUAGGCUAUCAAACCACAAUGAUCACUACGAAGUCAGUGAUCAAAUCUCCAUUACACACACAUUAGCAAGGAUACAAGGCCUCCAUAAGGCUGCUCAAGCAGCUGAACUCCCUGAUUUUCCAGCUUUUCCAGCUUUUACAGUUGGCCCAUUUGAUUCUUUAAAUGCUGCACCAGUUCCUGCUAUGCAUAGUCCAGCUCAACUUGACAUGGAUUCUGGUCGCUUGGAUAUGGAAUUUAGUGUAUUUUCCCCGGAGCUCCCUGAUCAAGUUCAAGGACAAUUUCAACAGCAACUUGAGGCAUCUACUACCUUUACCAAUAGCUCGAGCGAUCUCAGUGAUCCACCGACUCCUCAAUUUGGUGAGACAUCAAAUGCGGCGUCAGCCUCAAAGUUUAAGGAGGCUCCAUUGGUUUAG